Molecule: messenger RNA, 6757 nt
Organism: Xiphophorus couchianus (Monterrey platyfish)
Lineage: Eukaryota; Metazoa; Chordata; Actinopteri; Cyprinodontiformes; Poeciliidae
Gene: podxl2
Product: podocalyxin-like 2
Exons: 13
Coding region: 246-2270 (674 amino acids)
Biological process (GO): leukocyte tethering or rolling
Source: RefSeq, a predicted model, not a curated record
GGAAACGUCAGCCAACCGCAAACCAGUUUUUUUUUCUUCUUCUCUGCAGCAGAUCUGAUUCUGGUUCCGACCGCAGCUCCGACAGAACCCCCCGCAGCCUGGCAGCCGUGAGCCCUUCCCCGCACACCGCCAGGACAUGAAGCGGCCGUGAAGGCGCCGUUUUCCCGCUGAACAUCCAGAGAGCAUCCGCAGCUGAUUCCCCUGAGAGACCGGAGCGGAGGCGGAGGGAGAGCACUGCAGCAGACAUGCCGGGCCUCAUCAUCACGCUCAUCGCUCUCCUGUCCGGCUCUGAAGCUUUCGGACGGGGCUCGACCCAACAGGUUAUCCCGCUCGGUCCUCCGCCGGCUCCUCUGCUUCCGGGUGAGGUCCAAGCCCAGUCGCGUUUCAUCCAGGAAUUAGUCAGAACCAAGCGCCACUCGGCCCGCGAGUUAGUCCGCGCCCAGCCUCACCUGGUUCAUGACAUGGGCUGGCCGGAGAUCCACGAAACAUCCGGGUCACAAAGCAGACAGGAGCCGAUGAAUUCCUCCGCCGUGAGCCCGACGUCCGCCAUGAACCAGGAAGUAGCCAGGACCCUCGCUGCCGUGGAUAAAAGCCUGGAUGUGGAAGAAGUGAUGGAGCGGAUGGUCCACCUGGCGGUGCCGCUGGGUCUGGACGGCGCCGGGGGACACCUGGAGCUCAUGGAGCCAGAGGCAGAGCGCCGCGGCGGGCUCGGAGCCGGCGACGCCUCCCAGGAGGCGUCCGGCUUCGACGGGACAGACACGGAGGACAGAGAGCACGGAGACGACGGAGGAGAGGAUCAGGACAGGAGAGGAGGAGGAGGGGAGGAUGAGUGGGAGAGGUACGCAGCAGAGGACAGAGAGAGACGUGGGGAGGAGGAUGAAACAGGACGAGAGAUGGACGAACGCGGCGUCUCAGAAGCCGUGGAGGUCAAUCACACGACUCCAGAUCUCUACGCUCUGAUCGACUACAGGUCUUUGUUUCAUCCGUCCAAGGAGCCCAGCAGGUCCUUCCUGUCUGAAGAGCUCAAUUUCAGGCCGCAAGAGCACCGCGGUCCCUCAGUCUUGGAGUUGAGUCCUUCAGAGAAAGAUCUGUGGACAGCAGAGAAGGACGAAGACGUUCAGUCCAGCGGCUACGGCGUCCUUCGCUCCUCGGUCGCCGCAGCUCAGACCUCACCGACACCUCCUGCUGAUCCAGCCCUUUCUGUAGACUCUGACAGUACAGCGACACCAGAGACCGACACCGGAACCGACUUUGGACUUCUGGGAAGUUAUACAAAAGAUGAGGAGAAGGAAGCAGGUCUGCCACACGCAGGAGUAAUUACCCAGAAUCCCACAGCUCCAGAGGUUGGGUUGGCACCCAGCAGACGACCUCUGCAGCCCAGUUUGGAGCAGGAGGAACACGGGGAAGAACGGGAACAUGACCUAAAAGAAGACAGAAGUGAGGAGUUGGAGGAUGAGAGGAAGGAGAGAGAAGGAAGCAGAUUCAGAGGAAUCAUCCCGCUGACCACAGACCCGUCCCAUACGGCUGGAUUCACGGCGACCGGGUUUGAUCCAGGACUGGAGGAGCUGCGGCAGGUGGUUUGUGUGAACUGGAACGAGCUAACCGGACGGGGCUAUGUCGUCCUCAACAUGACGAAGAACAUGAACUGUGAGGAGUUUCGUGUCUGCGGCGGCGUCCAGCUGCUGAAGAUCAUGGAGCGGGAGUUUGCACGCAGAAUGAACAGCCCUGAAGGAUCAUGGGUACUUUACCUCAGCAAGCCGACGCACCAGCAACACCAGCUGCUGAUGAAUGUUGCGUCUGCACAUGGAGUCAUUGCUACUCAGGAGGUGCUGGACAUGUUGGGAGAGAUCAAAAAAGGCCUUGAUAAGGUGGGGAUCCAGAACUACAGCGCAGCAACCAGCUGCCAGUCUCGGCCCAGUAAGACCCGAAGCGACUACGGAAAACUCUUCGUGGUUCUGGUCAUCAUCGGCUCCAUCUGCAUGGUCAUCAUCACGUCCGGCUUCAUCUACAUCUGCUGGCAGAGGCGGCUGCCGGGAAUGAAGAGCAUGUUUCCUGCAGAGGAGCUUCACUCUGUGGAGAACGGUUACCACGACAACCCCACCCUGGAUGUAACCAAUGACAGCCAGGCUGAGAUGCGGGAGAAGAAGCCGAGCACCAAUGGGCUCACGGGGGCGGGAGAAGGGGGCGGGGACGACAGCAGUCGCUGGCAGGCGUUCGUCAACCAGGCAGCAACUGAGGAUGAUGAAGAGGAGCAGGACACACAUCUCUGAUUGAGGAAGAGGAGAUUUAUUUUAUUAGAAGAGUCUAGAAGAAAGAUCACUGUGAUGACAGAGGGGAGGAAGGUAGCUGCGACUGGGAAUAUGAGGGUUGUAGCUGGAGGAGUCACUGAGGUCAAAAUCAAACAUUGAAGCUUCAUCAAUCGCUGCGAAUUUAUCCAGACCACAUCAGAACCCUUCUGAUUGGUGUGCCUUAAGCUCUCAGCUCUCCGGACUGAAGCUGCACGAAACGAUUUCACAGUCCGCGACCAAUCACCUCUCCACCUGCAAGCUUUAGUAGCUUUAUCAGCUCAAAUGUUUGAUUACCUGCAACAGAAUGCAGCUGUGUCUACGACGGCGUGUUCGGGCCAGAAAAAGAGAAAAUUUCCACCAAAAAACUCAGAAAUUUUGACAAAAAUCUCAGAAAUUUUCUAGAAAAGUCAAAAGUUUGCUAGAAAAACUUUUAAGACAACUCUCAGAAAACAAUCUAGAAAAAAUAUGUCAGUUUCUGAGUUUGAAAAGUUGAAAAUUUGUUUUAAAAAAACUCUGAGAUGUUGAAAUUAAUCUCAGAAAUUUUCUGGAAAAAAACAUGAAAAUUUCUGAGUUUCAAAAGUAAAAAUAUUUCAACUUCUGAAGCUCAGAAAUUUCACAUUUUUUCUAGAAAUUUUCUGAUCUUAACGUAAAAUUUUCAGAGUUUUUAGAGAAAGAAAAUGACUCCUGUCUAUUUUUUGUCUACAAUGGCUCUAAAGCGCUGCCAUAUGAAUGGAACAGUUUAAAACAGCAAACCGUCUGUAAAGCUGUUGCUGUAGUGAUACAGAAAGUAAACACUCCUGUUUGAAUGCCAGGUUGUUUCAAAUAAUGUUAAAAACUUUCUUCAGCUUUAAUGUGACUUAAAUUCAGUAUGCACACUUUCAAUAAAACUUUCCAGUGUUUAAUAUGUUUCUGUCCAAACCUCCCAUGAUUGCAUGCAGUCAGAUUAAUCAGAAAUAAGGUUCUGUGUGCUAAUCUCUGAUAUUUUGCUGUUUGACGUUGUGUGUGCAAUAACACUAGAGAUCCACGACGAUUUUACCAGACUAAACUCAACGUCUUAGAAAGGCCUAGUCAAAGGGCAGAAACGGCAACACCAAGAUGAGUUAUUAGUUGAAUUGUGUGUCACAUUAAAGGCAUCAAAGGUUCAUAACUGAUCAAGUGAAUUAAAUCUCACUUUUACGUCAAACUUCUGGCAUUUUAACAAGCGGAUGCAGACUUUUAGAUCCACUGUUAUGUUGUAAUUCUGCUGUAUGUUGUUUUAUUACAGUUACUACUCAAAUGAAUGUUAUACUGAGAGUAAAAUAUUUGCUGCUAGCCAAGCAUCGCUUUCACCAGCAGGAACGUCUCUUAAAGUGUGACAGCAGUGACUUCUCUGAGUCGAACAGCAGGUUUCACCUCUACCAACUGUGAAAGAAAAGUUUGGCACUUUACUGAUUCAUUUUGGAAGGACGACCUCUGAGAUGCUGCAACAUGUUGAACUUAGCCACACACAGAGACUGGAAUAUCACUAUUUUUGCUUUUAGUAGUGGUUUUACCUGUUGAAGAAGUUUGCUGUUUGCUGUGCAACACUUUACAUGAAGCUUUACCUGUGCUCUGUUAGCCUGAUGUGCUUUUAUAAGUAGUGCUGGAAUGGUUGCUUUAGUUUGCUCCUGACCUACUGUUGACACACGGGCAACAUUCUGGCCCAAAAGCAUGAAUAUAUAUAUGUGUACAUAUAUAUGUACUGUAGCUGUAACGUCCAGGUUGAGUCACCAAACUUUAGUUUGAGUUUUGGGUUUAUGUCAUUUGAACUCAGCCGGGACACGUUGAAGUUCUUUUACAUCUCACCAUUAGAAAUGUAAUGUCUGACUCUUCAUUACAGUUGAGCCACAGUGGUCAUAUUGUCUCAUUUGGUAAUAUCACUAAUAUCGCCUCAGUGCCAACAUUAAAGCCACUGUGCUUUAUAACGAAGCUAAAUAUUUAGCUAGGAGAUUAAUUAGUUUGUAAACUUCUUAGAUUCUGGCUAAAUAUUUAGCUUGCUAACUAAAUAUUUAGUUUGGAGCUAAGUGUUUAAUUAGCAAGCCACAUAUUUAGCUUCAAGCUAAAUAUUUAGUUAAGCUAAAUACUUAGUUUGUAAACCAGAUAUUUUGCUACCAGGCUAUUUAGUUUACAAAUGAAAUAUUUUGUCCUUAGCUAAAUAUUUAGGUCAGAGUUAAAUAUUUAGCUAAUAUGCAAAAUUUACCAGUAGAAUAGAGUGGACUAUCAAAAUAAAAGUCUUGUAAAACUAAAUAAACUCCUGAUGGUGAAACUGAUUGGCUUGGGUUGUAGCUCAUGUCACCUCUGCAUUCAUUUUCCUCUUCACAUGUACAACAAUUCAGCUUAAAGCAACAGGUGUUUGAAGUGAAUUAGCAUGUUAGCUAAAUAUUUAGCUUGCUAAGGAAACAUUUAGAUUGGCGCUAAAAGCUUAACUUGCUAACUAAAUAUUUUGUUUGAAACUGUAACAUUUAGAAAUGAAUGAAUAAGAUGGUUAAAAUAUGACUGAGAAAAGAGCUCUCAUUUUGUCUCCUAUGACAGAAUAAAUAACUGAAAUUAUUUCUCAUUAUUUUUGACUGUAAUUUUGAAAAUGGUACCGUAUCGAUACAGCAAAAGGCAGUGCAGUUUGGUACGCCAUUUUGUUUGUUUCCAGUCCCACGCCAGUUGUUGGACCAAAGCAAAUGUUGUUCUGUAGCGUGCCAGAAUGUAAACGGCGUCAUUGUUGGUUAUUGUGUCUAAAAUGUAUGAAUACAUAUAUGUUUUAUUCAGCCAAUGGGUUUUGCCCUUGAAGGAUCACUUUUUUGAAAUGCAAUUUCUUAAGCACUGAUAUCAAUCUGGAUAUCAAAAAUUUAUUUUGCACACAAUUCUGAAUCAAACGGCACUAAAUAAGGUCCUGAUCAGUACUAAUCCGAACUUUAUUUAGGUUGUUCAAAAUUUCACUUUAGAAUUUGGCUGCGUUUUAAAAUCCAUUAACUGAGAACAUCUAUUAAAACAUUAAGUCCAUUCAUGAAUUUGAAGAUUGUGUGUUAUUAAUUACAAUAUUAUUAAUUCAAAAAUACAUCCAAUUUCCGUCCUGAGUCACCCACUUCACACAUUUGUCAUGCUGAGGUGAGUAGUUCCUCAUCGGCACAGACUGAGUGUCUGCAUAGCUCAGCAAGAGAUUAAGUGACAUAAUUUAGAGGUUAUUACUGCAACAUUUAUGGAACAUUUGUAUCAGAUUUGUAGCAGUGCUGCAUGGAAUCCAUGGCAACCAGGCUAAUGUUUUUAUUUUACAAACAUGGUUCUUUUGAUUGGAAGUAAUAUUCUUGCUUUGGAGCAAGAAAUAUCUAGAAUUUGAAGGGAUUGAAGACAAUUUGUCAAAAUAACAGAAGAAAAAAUAAUAAAUGGAAAUCUCAAAGGGUUUUAUGGAAUUAAAAGAAGGGUUGGAUUGGUGAAAAAUUGUAUAAACGAUAGUACAUAAAACAAAAUUGUAUUUUUGUUUGUUUCGCCUGUUGAUAGAUGACUGCCCCACCUUUAAAGCUGUAAAUAAUUAAAAAUCUAAUACUAACAGGGUAAUGAAUAAAUGAAUAAUUAUGGGCUGUAGAAUUGGGGGGGGGGGCAGCUUUUGGAGCAAAUGGUAUGAUGUGUGAAGAGCAUUCAAAAUACAAACCUUCAGAAAUACUGAAUAAAAACCUCACCCAGACUUUUUAAAAAUAUUUUUGGCUGAUUUGGAAAGGAAAUAGAAAGAAAUGAAGCAGAUUUUAAAAUGUUUGUGCAGUUCUGCUAUUUUGGUCACGUUAAGUCAAACCUGGUUUCUCAAGUCCUUGAAGAUAAAAACAGACCCUUUAUCAAACUGUCAUGGCCUUAAAUACCAUGUUUAUGUUGUUUCUAAUUAUUUAAACUCUCCAUUUGGCAGAUACUGCUUAUCAUUUUUAUGUUUAUCUUCAUAUAUACCACAGUAUAUAUACUGUAUAUUUACAGUAUACUGGUUGUAUUUUGUCAGAUAAACAGGAUCAUGAGGUGUUUAUGAAGUAAGAGCAGUUUGAACCUGUUUAUACAACCACCUGUAGCGAAGGUCAGCCAUCUUGAGAGCACUACUCAAGCUCAGGCGGCCAUCUUGAGAGCACUACUCAAGCUCAGGCGGUCAUGUUGAGGAUGUUGACUACAACUAAGUGACAACAAGCUAGCAUGUAGCUUUCAGAGCGGCAGCAAAAUACACUAAACCACUUGAGUUGAUUUUUGAUGUUUAAAACACAUAUAUAAUUUAUGUUGUUGUUUUCUCUUGCUAAUUUUAUUCUGAUUGUAUUUUUGCUGAUGUUUGCAGUUUAUGGAUUAAAGGUUCAAGUUGUAACAACAAAGUUUUUUACUAAACAUUUUGUUUUUAUUUAUUUGUAAUUUUGGUUUCCUAAUAUGUUCAAUUGAUUGCCAGUCAUUCUCCUGUAUCACCAGUAAAAGUGUAGAAAACUACAAGUUGAAACAUA